Messenger RNA from Cladophialophora immunda, 3321 nucleotides. RefSeq lists its product as uncharacterized. The record is from RefSeq and is a predicted model, not a curated record. Bases 531 to 2912 code for a protein of 793 amino acids. Lineage: Eukaryota; Fungi; Ascomycota; Eurotiomycetes; Chaetothyriales; Herpotrichiellaceae. The transcript is spliced from 3 exons.
CACCACUACGUACUCGACUUUUCCUCCCUCCCAGAACCGCGUGCGAGCUUGGGCGUGAUCUUGCUGAAGCUCUCCAACGUCCAUGACAAGCUUAUUGGGCUGUUGUGGCGGAAAGAGACUUUCUGGGCUUGCCCAUCCCGUCUCCUCCUCACUUCCUCCUUGGUCGCCCUGUCGCCGGCCACCCCCGCCCGUCGCUCAUUGCCCUUUACUGUCAAACUCCCAGCUCCUGCAACUCAAGCCUCAUGCGCAAUUGAACAUCAAAUCCCCUCACAUUGAGUCGAGACCUCGUCUUCACCGCCAAGCGGCGUUUUACGUGUUACCCUGGAGCAACGCUAUCAACUCUGCUCUGCCCUUCCAGCGUUGAAAGAUAUCUUCCAUCCCUACCUACCCUUUUCUCCUCCCUCCCCCUGUACAUACUGCCCCUUUCAUCCCUCCUCGUAUGUUUUCGGCAGGGAUGAGACAUACAUUCGUUUGCACGACGGCCUUAUAGCUCUAAUCUCCUUUCAUUCGUUCCUGUCCACCUCCCAACCAUGAGACGCAUUCAGGGUCGCGUGACGCGCGACGAUAUUCGCUCAGCCGGGCUGAGGCGAUGGGAUGGACGAGCUCGAGUCACCACGGACUGGGUCAAUCUUUUUCAUGAGCCUGAGCUAUGCUGGCCAACAGGAGACUGUCUCGUCUACUUGCGUGAACCGGGUCAGUCCAGUCGUGGACCGGCCUUUCGAGUUCACACCGCCUUCCUCAAAGUCAGAGGCUUCGAGUCUUUGGUGGACCGCUGCGUGGUGAGAAACUCGAUUCACGCGGCAGUGCAGUGUGUCCUCCCCAAUUGCUCAGGAUGUGACCCUCAGGAGUCAGUACAAGAACUGUACAUCCCAGCACCUCAUGGGGCAAGCCUCGAGGAUAUCUUCAACCAUCACAUUACGACACGGAACUUCUUCGCAUGGCUGUACAACCGACCACUGGCGGGUCGGACGCUGGGAUCGGCUUUGGCGGCGCUGAAGAAAAGGGUUGAUGUCUAUCGGCCCGAUGAUAGCUCCCAGAACAAGGUGGAAGUGCUGUCGUUUGCGGAGAAUCAGAGGUAUCUGGACUUUAGGGAGUGUGUUGAUCAUGCUUUGGCAUCGCUCUCCUUGGCCGAGGCUCUUCAGGUCGAGGAUCUUUGGGUCGACGCAUUUGCCCAUUGCGUGGGCAUGAGCCACCGUGGCCUUCGAUCAAGCAUCGAAUAUGCGGGUUUGAGCGCCAAGUCCAAGACACUCAUCAAUCGCGCAAGGCUGGAAAUGGACAUUCGACUGGACAGGGUCAACAAAUCCGUCGUCACAUUCUUUGAAAACGACGUCUCAGGAAGCUUCCUCGGCCUGCCCCAGCCCGCGAGAGAUCAUCUCAACAAAUUCCGCUCUUUCCUCAAAUCAUUCUACCUUGAUCGAUAUGGUUCUUGGCCCCCUAAUGAUUUCGAAGAAGAGGUCGUCCAACAAACCAUAUACUCGACUAUGUUCUCGGACUUCCGGAACCUCUAUCAGCACCUGGUCAAUCCCGAGUCCACGGUGGAUAUGGAAGAAAACGACAUCACCAAGACUGGCGGCGUGUGUACUCUUCAGAACAUCCAAGCUUUUGAUAAGAAGCACUCCUAUGAGCCCCUUGCUCAGCCACUACCUCUAUUACCGGAGCCUCUGGAAGCUAGCUCAGCUCCACGCCCCAAGCUUCAGCGAAGAAUGUCUUGGAAUCCAAUCCAAAAACGCAAGGCGCUUAGGGAGACACGAAAAGCGCACGACAAACGCGCGUUGAUUGGUGCCUCGAACCGAGACCUAUUGGUCAUGGACUGCCCCUUGGUCCGGAAGUACUCCGAGUUCGAGGAGAUGACCGUUGACGAUGAUCUCGAGGGCGUCUCUGCCAUUGAAGGGCGUAAAGUGAGAUGGAUCCUGGUUUAUGCCGUGCUCCAAACUUUCCAUUCCAUUGCCCAGCCUCCGAAGGAAGUACGCAACACUUCCAACCUAACAUAUUCGCUUUGCUGUCAGCCUCCCAAACAAAAGCCAUGGCAAGAAACGUCAUUGCCUCAGGUCCGUACCCUGAACAAAAAAAAGUCUCUGCUAGCUCCCGAUAACCGCUAUUCACACACCAAUGUGUCAUCUUCCUCGCUGGGUGAGACACUGACAAGAGGGAGAUCGGCGAAGAUGCGUCGGCGCACACUCCCGGCGAAUCUGCCCGGGUCUUUGAUGACCUCUUUGUCAAUCAAAACACCGCCAGCCUCCCGCUCUGCCUCACUCCGAAGACUGAUAUCUCGUGGAGGCCAGACCAGUAGGGAUGAGAUGCCUUCUAAGCGUCCUUCCUUCUGUGAAAUCUACAUUGAAGGCUACGGAAAUGGUCUGAAUGAAGUUGCUCGUAAUGUGUCGGAACCUCCUCCAGUGGAGCUUACUGCCGAACCUGAGCCGGUAAUCAAAGAGGACCAGCAAGAACCACAAGAGCUUCAGGGUGACAUUGUCCAUGAAAUGGCUGCCAACGACACCGAGAACUUACCUCCUCUACCAGAAUCGGAGACAUCGGCAACAACACCACCAAGCAUGUCUCGUGAGUCUUCCAAUUCGUCCGUCAGCAGCGCGUCUUCCAAUAGCAACGAGGACAGCGACGUUGCCCCGAUCACACCGGCAGGCAACGCCGCAUGCACACUCGAAGAGAUCCUGAAGUCUACCAGCAUCAUCAAACGGCGGAACGAUGUCAAAUCAGACCUGGCCCCAACCGCCAUCAGGCAGCGACCCCAGUCGCUUGUUCUUCGAGGGAAAGUUCCUCAUAUCAACAUCAUCAGCAGUGACCGAGAUGACCCAGAUUUAGAAAUGCCGUACGUCCACUUCAACACACAGACCUGGGACAUGAUUUUGGCGCAGAGACCAAUGACUGCGCCCAGUCCGACCGCGAUCGCUGCAUAAAGCUUGCGGAAGAGCAAGACCACCGAAAGAGGAACGCUGACGGUUUCCCUCUCCAACUUACGAUAUACAACCAACAUCCCAUACCCGCAGUUGCCUCGCUUAAUGAUACGACAAGCAAGAGCAGGGGAAGCAUCAUCAUACGCGAGGUUUUACUAUAGGAAGAAGGGGGAUGGGUUUAUAAUGACACGAAUCUCAUUCCCAACACAAACACCAUGACUCUUUUUUUGGCAGCCUGCAGGCGAGGUGGGAUCUAAUCAUGGCGGCGUUCUUUGCGUUUCGAUACCCUUGGGCGAGAGUGGUUAAUCGUGCGGCGUAGAGCACACUCCUCCGCUACGCGCAUUCUGGAUAUGUUGUCAGUUGAGCAGGCGGAUGAAAGCGCACGUAGCGGAAUAUUUUAGUCGAGUCCCCG